Condylura cristata (star-nosed mole) is the source of this 402-nucleotide messenger RNA. Its product is annotated as seminal plasma protein A3-like. The transcript has 4 exons. Gene Ontology annotation, cellular component: cell surface. The coding region runs from base 1 to 402 and encodes 133 amino acids. The record is from RefSeq and is a predicted model, not a curated record. NCBI's taxonomy places the organism in Eukaryota, Metazoa, Chordata, Mammalia, Eulipotyphla, Talpidae. Gene Ontology annotation, molecular function: heparin binding.
AUGGCACCUGGUUUGAGACUCUUGCUGGUUUGGGCCUGUGCCUGUGUCUUUCUACAGCUGGACGGUGCUGACGGAGAUUCUCAAUGUGCCUUCCCAUUCAAAUAUAAUGGCGUAACUUACUUUCAGUGCACUCUUCAGAACUCCUUCUUCCGGUGGUGUUCUCUAACUACGAAAUAUAACGGACAAUGGAAAUACUGUACAAAAGAAGACCAUGCCAAGUGUGUCUUUCCCUUUCAUUACAAGGGCAAAGAGUAUCAUGAAUGCACAUCUGUCGGGCUUAGUCCUGGGAAAUUGUGGUGCUCACUCAGUCCAGACUAUGACAAAGAUGGAGCCUGGAGGUUUUGUCCCGCGUCGGUGGACCGCGCCUAUGUCCACCGUGACCAAGCCCUGAAACCAGAGUGA